This is a messenger RNA of Phyllostomus hastatus (greater spear-nosed bat), 1828 nucleotides long. It is a transcript of the gene MPV17L2, whose product is annotated as MPV17 mitochondrial inner membrane protein like 2. The record is from RefSeq and is a predicted model, not a curated record. The transcript has 5 exons. The coding region runs from base 593 to 1213 and encodes 206 amino acids. Gene Ontology annotation, cellular component: cytoplasm; membrane. NCBI's taxonomy places the organism in Eukaryota, Metazoa, Chordata, Mammalia, Chiroptera, Phyllostomidae. Gene Ontology annotation, biological process: mitochondrial ribosome assembly.
AGUCAAUUUCUGGACCUGACACCCACUGGGCUUCGCCCCCAAUACCUUGAGUCUUUGCGGGAUUAUACAAUACCUCCACCCCUCUAGCUGACCCGGCCAUAGGUCUGAAUUCCCGCUCAGGAAUGGCUCAGGAAUGCCGCGGGGAUCUGGGUAUCCAUCUGGAGGGCUACUAGACCUGAGCUUGUGGUAACUGCCUAAGAUUGGCCAUUUUAACGCGGGAGGCGGGACGACUGGCGUAACUGUGGUCUGAGAUUGGCCAAUGCGGUACUGAACUAAUAAAUAAGAGGGAGGUGACUGCUACCCAGAGGCUGGUGCAGAAAGGGACAAGGAAACGCAAGGGAGCAAUAGGCACGCGUGGUGGGGUCUAGGCUUACUUUGAUUGGUCCAUACUCUAUGCGUGACGUCGUUCAUGGAUUGGCUAAGGAAUGGAAUGCCAGUCUUUUAUUGGCUAAUAUCUCUCGGGGCGGGCAAAGUGGAGAACCGAGCUGUCGGCGCUUGGUCAGCUUUUGGGCGCCCCGGGCGCGGCCGGGACGCUUGAUUGGUUGGCACAAGCAGUUGGUCCGGCGCUCCAGUUCCUGGGUCCCCACGCGCGAUGGCAGUAGGUGGCUGGCGCUGGCUGCGCGGCCUAUGGGCAGCGGGGCAGCCUAUGUUCCAAGGCCGUGCGCUGCUCUUUACCAACACGCUGGGUUGCGGCGUUCUCAUGGCGGCUGGGGACGGCGCACGCCAGUCCUGGGAGAUCCGCGCCCGGCCCGGCCAGAAAUUCGACCCAAGGCGCUCAGUGAGCAUGUUUGCUGUGGGCUGUAGCAUGGGCCCCUUCCUACACUACUGGUAUCUCUGGCUGGACCGCCUGUUCCCUGCAUCUGGCCUCCGUGGGCUUCCAAACGUCCUCAGGAAGGUCCUCAUCGACCAGCUGGUGGCCUCUCCCCUGCUGGGUGUCUGGUACUUCUUGGGUCUUGGCAGCCUAGAGGGCCAGUCCCUGGAAGAGAGUUGUCAGGAGCUGCAGGACAAGUUCUGGGAAUUCUACAAGGCUGAUUGGUGCGUGUGGCCUGCUGCACAGCUGGUGAACUUCCUCUUUGUGCCACCCCAGUUCCGAGUCACCUACAUCAAUGGCCUGACACUGGGCUGGGACACAUACCUCUCCUACCUGAAGUACCGGGUGAGCACAUUGGACAAACCAGGCACCCAGGAGACUCCUCAGGGGCCAUACAUGUGAGCCCCAAAUGGCAGUACAGCUCCCCUCCAGGGACCUCGGCCAGGUCUCUGCAGCAUCUUUUCGGCGAGGCUGACCCCAGGCGAGUGGAGGGCUUGGUGAGAAGCCUGAAGGCAUGAAUGUGGUGUGUGACCAGAUCCUCUUGCGUGGACAGAUCCCUGGCCGCCUGACACGCCCAGCAUGAGUGGUACCGGGCAGACUGACUUCUAACCCACCUGGGGAGGAAGGGGAAUGGGUCUGCAGCAGGCCAGGGUCCUCGGCCAAGUUCCAGUCCCACCCUCACUCCUAGGCACCUGGUUGGGCUGCUCCUUCCAAGCCCACUACCAAGCCCUCGUUUCCCCAUCUGGAAUGCAACCGUGAAAAUGGAGUCAUCCCUCCUGACUGGGAGCCUCUGACCAGGAUGUCUCAUCCUCAGCACUGGGACCCAGCCCCUCAAUACUGCUGUGGGCUGGGCUCUGAGCCCUGGAAGAGAGGUGGGAACAUCGCCUGUCUUCUGUGAGUGGGGCCUAGCCUAGAGCUGGCCCCCAGGAUCUGGAGCUUUAGGCAGAGCCAGGCAGCACCAGGGUUCUUUCUGUUCUGGUCAUGGGCUGUGUAAACUUCAUUAAAUUCUUUCUGUAA